AUGGCAAGGCUUCUCAUCUCCAACACAGCCUCUCUCACUCUCUCUCCACCAGCCCCGUCCUCACGUGCUCUACUCAACCCCCCGCACGUGCCCAUAUCGCCGGCGACUCGAUUUUCCUGCCGGCAAGCCAGAGGCCUAACGGUGGUGACACGUGCCGGUCCCACCACGAACCAGUACGUGUUCGCAUUCGUUAUGCCACUCUCUCUGAUCGCUGUCACUGUCUUCACCUCCAUGAGAAUCGCCGAUAAGCUCGACGAAGAUUUUCUUGAAGAGAUUGCAAUUAACCAAGCGAUCAGGGAAACUGAUGAGGAUGAUGAAGUUGACAUGCCUAUAGAUGAAAAACCUGCCCUUCCACGAACACGUAACCGACCCAAAAGGGAAGUCUAG
Prunus armeniaca (apricot) is the source of this 387-nucleotide messenger RNA. The record is from the annotation of a GenBank genome assembly. NCBI's taxonomy places the organism in Eukaryota, Viridiplantae, Streptophyta, Magnoliopsida, Rosales, Rosaceae.